Chara braunii is the source of this 1296-nucleotide messenger RNA. NCBI's taxonomy places the organism in Eukaryota, Viridiplantae, Streptophyta, Charophyceae, Charales, Characeae. The record is from the annotation of a GenBank genome assembly.
CCUUUCUCUUUCUUUUAUUAAUGUACGUUGCUCUCGUUUGUGCCCCCUCUCUCUUCCAUUUUUACAGGUUUGCACUUCUCUUUGUAUUGGGAGUCCCCUUGCAAUCAAUCAGCACAUGCUGAUCUCUAGCCAGGGCCUGAACCUGCUGCUGCCAGUGCUUAUGUUUCAUGUGCUUUCAUUUGCCUCUGGGUAUUGGGUGCCGAGGAUGAGCCUGUGGAGGCAAGAUGAGAAAACUGCACGCACACUAUCUAUUUGCUCUGGAAUGCAGAGCUCCACUCUUGCUAUGCUGCUUGCUACUCAGUUCCUAGGCUUCACACACGCGUCUCCGCCAUCCUAUUCCGUUCACUCCACGCCACACAGUCAAUCAAUAGUAUCUAGAGUGUGGCGUGGAGUGGUCUAGAAAAUUGCCUCUGACUGACAAAAAUGUGCUCUCCAGCUGUGUGCAGUCAGUCACACACUCUGUUGUACAUAAUCUUUACAGCCUGGAAAAUUGAAAAUUGAAAAUUUCGGAAUUUCCACACUACACUGCGAUUGCACUUCUCCACCACUCACUGGAUGUUCUACAAAUUGUCUUUGACUGACAAACUCGUUCCCUCUAGCGCUCAUCGGAUCUUCCUCUAGAUUGAUGUUGUCCCCAUGCCGGGGACUCCGUUGGACAGCUCCCAUGUUACACGGUAUGGUAUGGUAUGGUAUGGUAUGGUAUGGUAUGGUAUGGUAUGGUGCCUUCUCAAAGAUGUGGAGCAGAUGACGGCGAUAGGGUAGGUAGGUAGGAUAUUAUUGAUCGGAAGUUCACAAUGUCUCUCUUCUUCUAUUGGAAAGUCUGAUGUGGAGCUGUGACGGCCUACCACUGCCUGUGGGCCUUUCGUAUGACAUUUAAUUUAAUUAUUUAUUGCCAAAAUCCAAAUCCCCACCGUGCAUCUGCCUCUUCCUUGCCAUCUCUCUCUCUCUCUCUCUCUCUCUCUCUCUCUCUCUCUCUCUCUCUCUCUCAUGGUCUAAUGGGCAGUGUAUGCGGCAUAAACAUAUUCAGGAAAGCGAGGACAUCAUGGAUCUCAUCGAAGCUACAUGGAGAUGGGUUCAGCAACUUCAGCCUCAUCUAAAUAACUGCACUGUGACAUAGUUCUACGGGAUACGGUUCUAUGAUAUCUGUAUGGAGCUUCUUUUUUUUCUUUUUUUUUUUUAAUCUGGAGUCUGGAGGUAUUUGGCAAUUUAUGAAUUGGUGUAUUUUAUAAAUUGCGGAUUGAGGACAGAUUGGUUCUGAUGCUUCUGCAGACGUUUUCUGUGGAGUUCAUAAGCUUA